AUGGACGUAGAGAGAGAACGGCGGUCUCACGCAAAGGAGUCUUCGAUUGAUCCUCUUCUUGCUGUGCCAAGGGAGGAGACCCACGAUUGUUGCUAGUGCUGUCACCACUAGAAGGGGGGGAAGGGACAAGUUGGCCCGCCUAUGGUGUGCUGCAGGUGGCACUAAGGAAGAGAGGAGGAGCAGACUGUUCCCACGAUAGGAGAGGGACGCACCAAGGUAGGAAGGGGAGAGAGAGAGCUGAUCAUGAAUGA
Spirodela intermedia is the source of this 251-nucleotide messenger RNA. NCBI's taxonomy places the organism in Eukaryota, Viridiplantae, Streptophyta, Magnoliopsida, Alismatales, Araceae. The record is from the annotation of a GenBank genome assembly.